This is a messenger RNA of Suillus clintonianus, 870 nucleotides long. Its product is annotated as emp24/gp25L/p24 family/GOLD-domain-containing protein. Gene Ontology annotation, cellular component: COPII-coated ER to Golgi transport vesicle; endoplasmic reticulum-Golgi intermediate compartment; endoplasmic reticulum. The record is from RefSeq and is a predicted model, not a curated record. The transcript has 4 exons. The coding region runs from base 94 to 738 and encodes 214 amino acids. Lineage: Eukaryota; Fungi; Basidiomycota; Agaricomycetes; Boletales; Suillaceae. Gene Ontology annotation, biological process: endoplasmic reticulum to Golgi vesicle-mediated transport; Golgi organization; intracellular protein transport.
AAUGAUUCGCAGGACGCAGUGAAAUUUCUGAGUAUGCAACACGUGACUUCCAAUCUUCUUCCUCGUGAACUUUGAAGUCAUCGGUUCAACAACAUGUUCACCUUUCGCCCUUCGGUGCUUCUGCCGUCUUUCCUUCUCUUAAUAACGACAGUCAACGCCCUUCACUUCUACUUGGAUGCAAACGAAAAACGAUGUUUUGUGGAAGAAUUGCCAUCAGACACGGUGGUUGAGGGGCACUACAGAGCAUUAGAGUGGACUGACAGCACACAACAAUACAAUCUAAAUGAGGAACUCGGAAUUGUCGUCGAAGUAGAGGAAAUGGAAACGGCGCACGUCGUCACAAAGACGAGAGGUCCGCCCGACGGUCGCUUCACAUUCACCUCUCACGAAGCUGGCGACCACUCCAUUUGCAUCUCCACCAACUACACGUCAUGGUGGUCAAGCACGCACAUCAAGCUCUAUCUCGACAUCGUGGUAGGAAGUACGAAACCAGACAUCGAGGGCGACCGCACCCACAUUGGCGAACUCAGCAGUAAGCUCCGUGAUCUCAACCAAAAGCUCGAAGAUAUUCGGAGGGAACAGCAGUACCAGCGGGAGAGGGAGUCGGAUUUCCGAAACCUGAGUGAGAAUACGAAUUCGAAGGCUGUUUGGUAUAGCGUGUUGCAGAUUGGAGUGCUUAUUGCUACGUGCACGUGGCAGUUGCGACAUUUGAAGCGUUUCUUUGCGGAUAAACGGUAGUCCUGUCUUAGAUAUUAUUCUAAUGGACCUGUGUUUGCCUUGAGAUUGACGGGUCAAGCUAUAGAUCCUACCGUUGUCAAGCGGAUCAAAUUUAGUGACAUGCAAACGAGUCCCUCACCAUGAACUAUACAC